Molecule: messenger RNA, 885 nt
Organism: Aspergillus uvarum CBS 121591
Lineage: Eukaryota; Fungi; Ascomycota; Eurotiomycetes; Eurotiales; Aspergillaceae
Exons: 2
Coding region: 81-737 (218 amino acids)
Source: RefSeq, a predicted model, not a curated record
UAGUGGUAUUACCUAACACAUACAUGUUCCCUACAUUGAAGCUUAUGUUUCAGUCUUGAUGCUAUUCGAGUAAAUCCAACAUGCCACACGUCCAAGCUGAGCCCGGCCACUUUUCUCUCUUAACACCUAACAUGAAAAAAAGGAACCGUGACGAUGUCCUUGCUAGCAAGAGAAUAGCCUUGUCACCUUUUCAACAAAUAAGACCUCAAACCCCUGCCAAAUUGCUGGACAUCUCAGAAGAUAGUCAUGAACAAGGUUUACGUCACCGGGCUUCCACGAAGAGACAGCGGCUUCAGAAACAACUGUCACCGACGCGAUCACUAACACUUGCAACUUCGAAUAUCUUCUCUUCCCAACUAUCCCACCGAAUCCUCUCUCCGAAAUCUCACCAACCGUCGACCUUCUGUUUACUCCCCUGUCAUGUUUGUCAUAGACGGCCCACAACAAAGGACACUCUAGGUGCCUAUUCCAAUUGUGAAAUAUGUGCGCAAAGAAGCUGUUACAUUUGUCUCCGUUCAUGUGAUGCUGUUGACUGCAGUGGCUCGAUCAAUACGCUCUUAGAGCCGUCAGGCUUUAUAAACGAGGAUGCUCGUGGCAUGGGAAGGCAGAUUCGAUCACGAAGAAUUUGCUCAUCGUGUGCAGUCGAAGGUCUGAAUGAAACAGGUGCUGUAGUGACAAGGUGUCUUGAUUGUGUGCUAAAUACGACGCCUCGAUGGCAACCUAUUUCACCCGGUUAGGAGAAGAUUUGGAUUCAUAAAGACGUCUCGUGAGAGCAGGCGCCCCGUUCGCUGUGCGACCAUGCAAGCAGCAAGAGUGGGAAUGCAAGCCACAAAAGAAUUCAUUUGACCGAAGGCGCUCGCUAAGACCCUCUGAUGCUGAAUGAGA